AUGGACCCAGACCGUGAUGCCCUGGAGGCCUUCUGCACACAGGAAACUCAUUACUUCUGCACAGAGUGUUGUGUGUGCACGGAUAGGGAGGGCCAUCUGGGACGAGAGGAGGGCGGCGGCUCUGUUCUAACCGACGGGUCAGCCGGCGCUAGUGCGUCCAACCGGCUGCCCUUAUUUCGGACACAUCCAGCCUCCAAUUACUCGCGCGGCUCAAAAAUGACGACGCAACACGGGCCUCGGUACGUGUGCCCGCGCACAGCGUCAGUAGUACGCGCGACCGCGCGCCGUGUUUCUCGCACGAUUGAGCCAAUCACGGCCCGGACAGCUGCUGUGGCCAAGCCGCAACGUUAUCGCGGACAGUCCCGGGAU
This is a messenger RNA of Iphiclides podalirius (scarce swallowtail), 369 nucleotides long. Lineage: Eukaryota; Metazoa; Arthropoda; Insecta; Lepidoptera; Papilionidae. The record is from the annotation of a GenBank genome assembly.